This is a messenger RNA of Gadus chalcogrammus (walleye pollock), 8810 nucleotides long. Its product is annotated as microtubule-associated protein 4. Gene Ontology annotation, cellular component: neuron projection. The record is from RefSeq and is a predicted model, not a curated record. Gene Ontology annotation, biological process: microtubule cytoskeleton organization; neuron projection development. NCBI's taxonomy places the organism in Eukaryota, Metazoa, Chordata, Actinopteri, Gadiformes, Gadidae. The transcript is spliced from 17 exons. Bases 78 to 4352 code for a protein of 1424 amino acids. Gene Ontology annotation, molecular function: microtubule binding.
UACGGUGGGCGGAUCAGUGUGGUGACAGCGACGCGUGGAGACUCCCGACAAACUGUCUAAAACAGUCGACUAACGCCAUGGCGCAGUUGGACCUGAGUCUCAGUGAUGCGUUGAGCGACUGCGCGGCGCCCGGCCCAGAGCCUCGGGUGGAGCGGGACUUCGUGGCCCAGCUGGAGGCCGAGGCCUUCGACGACCAGAUCGGGGAGACUGUGGGCAAGACGGACUACAUCCCCCUGCUGGACGGCGACGGCACUGCACCAGACAUUGGAACUGCAUUGGCAAACGGAGAGAAGAAAGCUGAAGGGGCACAAAAGCCUGGGUCCAAGGUGACAGCCACGAUGCAGCCAGGCCGUCCAGAGCCCCACGGUGAAGUCCGGCCUCGCGUGGACCCCCCAGAUAUGGCCUCAGACCUUCUAUCAGCUUCCAUGCUUCAUUCUCCCGGCCCACAGCUGAUGGGCUUCAGUCCAAUGGGAGCCUCCUCAGGGUUCAUGGAGGUGGGCGUGGCCCCGCUCCCAACAGAGCGGCCCCCCAGCGUAGCCGAGCCUCAGCAGCACAGCCCCAUGCUCCCGGAGCCCCAGGCCCCCCGCGGGCCCCUGAACCUGGCCCCAGGUGCCUGCCCCCUGUGGUCGGACACGGCCCACUGCCCCCCCGCAGACCUCCCCUUCACCGACAGCGUCUCCACGGUGAUCAGUCGCCACGCCAACCAGCUGGCCUCGGACGCCCGCCCCCCCAGGGAGAGCGGGGGCGACGAGAAGGAGGCCGAGGCCUCGGACCGCAAGCAGCAGAAGAAGAAGAAGAAGAGGAGGCAGAAGGACGAGGGGUCCUGGGACCAGCCCGAGGCGACGGAGGCCCCGAGUGAGGGCCCCGCCCCCGCCGACGACCCCUACCAGCGGGUCGGGCCGCGGCGCGACAAGGGGGGUCCGGGAGUCGACGGGGCAUGGGAGGAGCAGAUCGGGAAGAGCGGGGGCCGCGGCAAGAGGGGGAAGAGCAGGAAGAAGCUUCCAGAGGAGUGGGCGGCGACGGCCGAGCCCUUCUUCCCGGCGGGCCCCCAGGGGCCGGCGGAGGUCGGGGCGGCCGCGCCCUCCCUCCCCGCCCCGGAGGAGCCGUUCCCGGGUACGGAGGCGGGCGGGAACGGCCGGAGCCAGGCGUUCCAUCCCGAGGAGGGCCUGGUGCCGGACCUCCCGGAGCGGGACCUGUUCUCCUGCCCGGCCCCCCUGCCGGUCCAGAGCAGCGGGCUGAAGGCCACGGCGGCCCCCUUCACCAUGCCCGCUGGCUCCUCCCCCCUGAGCCCCGGCCCCGCCCGUUCUCUCUCUGCCACGCCCCACGAGCACGACGACGGAGUGACGGGGGACGAGCUGGACGGCGGGCUGUUCGACGCCGGCGGCGUGCUGAUGGAGUCCUACAGCCCCUACCCAAUCAUGACGGACCCCUCCGUCCUCAGCCCCGCCUCCCAGCUCAGCCCCGACCAAUACCUGAAGAUGGGGGCGUCGCCUAGGCCGACCGGCCCCUCUGACAGCUCUUGGCUGGCGGGCGACAGCGGGGACUUGUUCGACCUGGGCGACUACCCGGCCUCCCUGGGGUGCCCCUUCCCCCCGGGCGUGGUCCUGGACGCCACCAGCCCCGCCCCCCUGCGGUCCCCCAGAACCAGCGCGCAGGACUGUCGCGGCCCCCCCCGCGAGCGCCCCGACGAGGCCACGGCGAACAAGAAGCACCGCUCCUCCUCCUCCUCCUCCUCUUCCUCCUCCCUGAAGAGCCCCACGUUCGGCGGGCCCCCGUCCAGCGCCCCCCCGCGGGACUGCCCCGCCCCUCUGGCCUCCUCCCCCCAGGCGCCCCUCGGCUCGCCCGGGUCCUACCUGAACCCCGCCGCCAAGCCCUUCUUCCCCGGCCUCAAUGAGCCCCUGGAGGCCCCGGCUGUGGCCCCCGGCGUGACCCCCGUCAUGGAAGACUCUCAGACACCAGUGAAGUCAGGCACAAAGGAAGACAAGAUGGAGGACAGCAUGGAGGACAAGAUGGACGACGGCAUGGAGCGGCUGGACGAGUACGUCCAGCUGGACGAAGCUGACCGGAGGAGCGUGAGGGUGGAGCUGGCCGCCCGAGAGGAGGAGCAGGAGAAACGCCACAAGUCAGCAACCGCAGAGGAAAAAGAGACGGAGAAGGGGAAACAACAGGCGGAGAAGGUCGCUGAGAAGAUGGAGGACCGGGUGGAGAAGACACCGGACAAGCCUCCGCCGGCGGACAUGGCGGCCGAAGGGGUGGAGGAGAAGGUGGAGAAGACGAUACACGUGAGCGCCGCGCAUGAGGACCCGGAGACGGUCGUCCUGGAGCCGACCACGCCCGGGGAGAAGGCGAAGGCGGUCGUGGUGACGGAGGUGCCGGAGAAACCGGAAGCAGGAGACGCCAAAGGAACCGAGGUCUCUAAAGCCCCGCCCAGCCCGGAGAAACAGCCAACCACCGCCCUGCUGGACGCUGGCUCGGCCACGCCCGAGAAGCACAGCAACAAGAGCACGGAGGAUGACCAGGUGGAGGACACUAAGGUGGAGAAGUCCAAGGUAGAGGUGACCUCUUUGGAGGACACUAAGGUGGAGAAGUCCAAGGUGGAAGUAACCUCUGUGGAGGACACUAAGGUGGAGAAGUCCAAGGUAGUGGUGACCUCUUUGGAGGACACUAAGGUGGAGAAGUCCAAGGUGGAAGUGACCUCGUUGGAGAACACUAAGGUGGAGGAGUCCAAGGUGGAAGUGACCUCGUUGGAGGACACUAAGGUGGAGGAGCCCAAGGUGGAGGAGCCCAAGGUGCAGGAACCCAAGGUGCAGGAGCCCACCGUCUCCGUGGUGGAGAAGGCGGUGAAGACGAAGGAAGAGGCGCUGACGGAGGACCGACACGAUGAGGCAGAACCAGAACGCCAGCAGGAAGAGAAGCCGGCCGCCGCAGCGGUGGAAACUAAAGACAAAGCCAAGCAGGAGGUGAAGAAGACUGCAGAGAAGAAGGAGGUGAAGAAGGAGGACAGCAAGGAGAAGGCCGGUAAAGCGGACGCCGUGACCAAGAAGCCCUCAGCCAGACCCCCCACGGGGAGCCUGAAGGAACCUUCCAGUCCUGAGAAGAAGACCAAGCCUGCUGCCAUGGCAACCAAACCCCUCCCCGCUACCAAAGCCCGGCCGGUCUCAGCGGCCGCCCCCCCCACCAGGCGCCCCGCCUCUUCCCUCAACACCACCACCUCCACCUUCAACAACUCCACCUCCAUCUCAGCCCCACUCGCCAAAAAGACCCUCGCCGCCAGGCCGGCCACCGCCCCCACCGCGGGGGCCCCCAAGAGGGCCCCCGGCCUGGCCCCCAGCCGGCCCUCCUCCUCAGUCACUAGCACCGGCCCCGCCCCGCGGGACGUCCGGCCAAAGACAACAACAACCACCACAACAACAACAGAGAGGCGUGCCCUCGGGUCAAAGGUCACCACCUCACCGGCCGCUCGACCCCCAGCUGGCCCCGCCCCAAACAGGAACGGCACCGCGGCGGCUAGCAAGACCGCUACCGCGGCAGCUAGCAGGACCGCCGGGGCGGCACGCAUGACGGCGGCCCCCCGCCCUGCGCUCAGCGCGGCCGCCAAGAAGCCCCUGGCGUCUAAGCCGGACAGUAAGCUGGGAGAGGACAGGAAGCCGGGCCCUGUGAAGACCUCAGCGGACCCCCUGAAGCCCCGUACCACCGCCGCCGCCGCCGCCACCGCCCGCACCGGGGCCCCCAAACCGGCCAGCGCCAGCAUCACAGAGAGGAAGACGACCCUUGUGUCCCGGGCCCCCAAACCGGCCGCCCCCUCCUCCUCCACCGCCAGGACCAGCGCCUCCCGCCCCGGGACCGCGCCCAGUCCGGACCCCAAGGCCGUCCGCUCCAAGGUGGGCGCCGUGGAGAAGACGAAGGUCCCACACACGGGAGUGAAGGUGUCGUCGACCGCUCAGAGCAAGGCUGCAGCUGCCAAAGACCCCGCUAAAGUUCAGAUCCUCAGCAAGAAGGUGGACCUGAGUAAGGUGACCUCCAAGUGCGGCUCCAAGGACAACAUCAAGCACAAGCCAGGCGGUGGCGUGGUGAAGAUCGAGUCUCACAAAGUGAACUUCAAGGACAAGGCUCAGUCCAAGGUGGGCUCCAUGGAGAACCUGCUGGGCACCGCAGGGAAGGGUGACGGGGGCCAGGAGCCGGCGGAGGAGGGCAGCGUACAGGCCCCCUCUGUGUCCGCUGACCCGGGGCCCCAAGAGGCCCCCGCCGCCGCCGCCGCCCAGGAGAACGGGCUGAAGGAAGGGGGCGCCUGUGGGGGCGAGGGCCUCUGUGAUGCCCCGGUCCUGGACACGCUCAUCCCCGAAACCAAUUGAGUCUCUCACGCUCAACCUUGGCCAGAAACCGCUGGACUUGCUCAAGGACCACGGCGCGGCCAGCGUCCUGAACACCUGCUCCAUCCCCCCCCCCCGGGCCGACGGCCACGCCCUGAUCACCUGCUCCUGCCCCCCCCGGGGAUUCGGCCACGCCCUGAUCUCCUUUUCCUCCCUCAUUCAUACUGUCCCGGCUGUUCCCCGAUCAGCUACGAUCAUCAACACCCCCCCUCGGCUCCCUUCGGCCCCACGCCGCGGCCCCCAGUGACUUCCUCGCUACACACUGCCUCACUGAUGCGGCCCCUAGACCCCCCCCAAACUCCUCAGACCGGGGGGGGUCCGAGUGAUGGAGCUGGAUCCAAACCCUCCCCUGUUUUAGCUUUCCUGUCCCGUUACCCUGGUGAUGUUCAGUCAUAUUGAUGCCCCCCCCCCCCCCCGUAUUAAUGCCCCAGCUCCACUGCUCCGCGUUGAAGUCGAUCCGUCGGCCUAAGCAGCCGACCUACUGCUCCGUGCUCCCGUGUGUGCCCUCAUCACAUAAUCUCCAUCGUCUUCAUCAUCAUCAUCAUCAGGCGCUUUCGGUUUAACUGCAGCAGAUCUGCCUCCCUCUGUCCUGUCCUGUGGUACCCAUAAUCACAGCUCACCUUGUCCUGACUUUAUAGGCUUGAGUUUGGGGCUGGCGGCGAUGCGUCAGCCGCCAGAGCACCGUAGAAGGUCUCCUCCUGUAGUCAGUGGGGGUGGUCUGCAUGUUACCUGUGCUCGGACGCAAACCGUCAUGCCGAUAGCUUCGCUGCCUCUCUGACCGCCCACAUGCAGAGGACAACUCUCCUAGGCUCUCUCUCCCUCUGAGCGGCCAGGGCCGACGUCAUAUAACCAUAGCCUCUCCUUGACCUUUAACCUCGGGAGGGUGAUGUGACCCCAGUAACCGGUGACCCCUGUCUACAAGCUGCCUGUGUGCUUUGUGUUUCAACGCUCCGUUUGAAUCCAUUCCCUCUGAGUCCGUCGUUCUCCCUAGAGGAGAGCUGUGCUACACGCUACAAACAAAACAACAAAAACAUGAGAAAAAACCCAGUUACCAAGUUAGGCUGUGUGACCUUUAGGGCGAUGUUCUGUGUUCGUGAUGACGUGUUUGAGUGAAUAAUACCUUAACGCUGAUGGUAGCAUCUUGUCUUCUCUUUGUUAAUCUGGUUUCCUUUUUCUAAAUAUGUUUCUGUUUGAGAGGAGGUGUUUCUUCAUGUUGUGUUCCUGUACAAUAUUACGGCUGCUCCUUCGACGUUAACGCACUUAAUAUCUCCUGAAUCACGCACAGGACUUUGAACUCAAGGCAGACGAGAGAGAGAGGAGGAGGGAAACAGAAUGUGACAAGAGGGAACAGUAAAAUGAAAAAUGGCCAAAACUAACUUCUGAAUGGGUCUUUGGUCACGGCCUCAUUUAAAAUGAUGCAACAGCGACGGAUGUUAAUUACCCAUCAACGAUCUUCUACCAGUUCAGUCACCGUACAUCCUAGCAUCACAAUGACGCACUGAACGUCUUUGUGUUUCAAAAGAGUCUGCGUUUGGUCAAAGAAGAAAGCGUUGCAAGUCUAGGAAGUGUAAGGGAAGGACAAAGUUAAGUCGAGUGGAGAACCUUUUUAUGGUGUAUGGAUGAUGUCGUGUUGGUCGGUGGAGACGCUCUGAAGUCAAAUGGUGUCCCCUUGUGCCUAGAAUGUCAUUGCUUCCUAAAGUCCCCCCCACUGUAUCGGCAGAGUCAGGGACGAGGUGUAAUCCGCUAGUCAUUGGGAGUCUGAGCUCAACUGAGCUCUUACUGUAGACGUAUUUAUGUAUCCAGACAGAUGCGUAGACGGACUAGACUGUAGUUGUAUGGUAUCGGCGCUGGAAAACCCAACUAGGUUAAUCCUCAUAUUUGUUCAGCAAUGUAUUCGAUGCUUUCUUUAAUUGCCUUCUUGAUGCAUGGCCAGAGUCUACUGCUACGCCCAGCUAACCUAGUGCUACGCCCAGGUAACCUAGUGCUACACCUGCUAACCUAGUGCAACGCCCACUGACCUAGUGCUACACCCAGGUGAUCUAUUGCCACGCCCGCUAAUGUAGUGCUACACCCAGGUGAUCUAGUGCUACACCCAGGUAACCUUUUGCUAUGCCCGCUAAUCUAGUGCUACGCCCAGAAGCAGCCAAUGUGCAAAGCAACUUGCAGCGUCGUGGCAAAGUUAUGUAUAGCCAUCUUUGGGAAAAAUAUUAAACGGUUAUUAUAGCUGUGUUUCCUCGUUCAAAUACUAAAAGUCAGGACGCGGACAAAAGAGGGAGAACUCGGUCUUAUCAUAGUCCUGAACGACCAUCACGGUCAUUCUGAACUUUUCUAUCAUGGUCAUUCUAACAAAUUUGAAUUACACGCGUGGCAGCCAUUACCUUAUCACUGUUUUACACGGACAUCAAAAUGGAGUCUCAACCUCCAGCUGUUUGAUAACAUAAUGGUCCACGUGGUAAUUAUGGUGGGGUCAUGUCGUUAUACUAAGCCCUAAUGUAACGUAUUUUAAUCUACAUGGACACUUGUAACUGCACCUUAAUGAUUAUGAAUGAAGGUUGGCUUGGAGAAGUCGUACAGGAAUAUAACAACGUUCAAAAUAUUAUGACUAUUGCAAGUUUAUUUUUAAUCACUAUUUUUAUUUUUGCCUGCUUUCCUCAACCGAGCAAUAAGUGAAAUCACUGUCGCCUCCCCGUUCCUCCAAUUGGAUAAAGUUCAGGGACAAGUUCAUGUUUGCUUUUGACCGCAAAACUUGUCUCCUUUUAUAUUGAGUCAAUUCAGAGAGCGAAAAGAUUUGGCAGUAAAUCAGGUUUACUUAUUACUUAAUGAAAAUGGGCAGUUUCUUGUGCAAGUGAAACAUGUUAACGCGGUGGUCCUGGUAAACCUUGUGGUGUGCUCCUGUCAGGUCAUGGUGGUCCUGGUAAACCUUGAGGUGUGCUCCUGUCAGAGUUCAUCUAGGAUUCAUUCACCGCCCUCCUCGUCAGAUUGCAUAUGGAUGUAUAUAGAUGUGUUAUGAUUUGUGCGUUCGACUUUGCCACAAGGAACAAAAAUAUGAACAAAACAACGAUGACAGACAAAAAUAAUUACCCGGUUGUUAACAAAAGUGUGUCCAUGUAACUUAAACGGUUUUGUGAUGUUUUAUGAUGACUUUUCUGACUACAAAUGCCACACUUACUAUUACGGCAGAACUAUUAUUAUUUCUGAGCAAAUCAGCCUUUUAUUGUAGUUAAGAGGCUGCUGAAAUGAAACAAUGUCUUUGAGAUGUAACGUACUCGAGACGCGCCCGUAUUUAUCAAUGUGCACCAGUAGUCUGUUGGUGGUGACCUGACGUCAGACGUCUACAGAAAGCAGGGCCCAUGCCCAUGCUCAAGCUUCUCCAGAACCUUUUGGCGGCCUCUAGUGGCCAAGGAACACGCAUGCUACUAAACAUAAUUUAAACGGCUAAUCAGUAUUUGUUGAAUUGUCCACAUUAACGCACCAAACUGUGUUUUUUAUUUCCUUGAAACCGCUAACUGAAACGUUUAAAAUAUGUCUUCAACAUGACGGUUUAAAAAACUCCACCAAUUCCGGCUAAUGCUCGAUAAAACCUGUUGGUCAAGCGGACGCUAUGUGUCGGGGGUUAUAUGGUGAGGCACACAAGGGAAUUCUUUGAGGGGAAUGCAUUCAGCGUAAUGGGAAAGCCCCAGUGCACGCAUACUGGGGUUAACAUGACGAUGGUGCAACAUUACCGCACACCUUUCUCAUGGGUCGACUCCACGCCAACAAAAGUUCUGAAACACAACUGCUGGCAUCUGUAUUAGCACCUGCUCCUUCCCCCCUCUGUAUCCAAACAUGCAAACUAAUGAAUCCUAAAGCAUCGCAAUGGGGAACGCAGACUUUUAGCUUUUCUUUGUUUUCAUUGAUUUUGAAUUAUUUUGUUUGAGAAGUGUUUAUUGUGAUUACUUGUUCAUUAGUGAUGUGAUUAUUAAACAUGGAAUAAAAGAGAAAAAAAAUUCCCAAAAUAUGUGUGAGUGGCCUGAUUGAACUGCUUAAUUCAGUCCCUUAAAGUGUAUUUUAGGCGAAAAUUUAACCCAGUGUCUUUUUCGGCAUGGAAACCCAUAAAAUAAGCCCUUCAGACAGCUUUUUCCGUUGAUAAUCGAGUAUAGAGCUUGCCCAAAGUUGCCCGGAGCAAUGUAACAGCCCAAUGUAACACUUCCAAAUCUGCAUUUUUUUAACCACUAAUAUUGCUCAAAAUGGCACCAAACCUCUGCAGUAGCAUGAUUAGGAUGCCUACACAUAAAACGAAGCAUCAACAACUUGGUUAGCGUACCGGGAGUUUAUUAACAAAUACUGUUUUCCAAGUCUGUAGGGUCCAUGUUUUCUAGGAAGUCCACACAAGUUGAUUACCGGCUACCGUAAAUAAUUUAAUAGAGGCACCAACCAAUUUUAAACAGCCAAGUAUGAAGA